Messenger RNA from Perkinsus marinus ATCC 50983, 423 nucleotides. RefSeq lists its product as hypothetical. The coding region runs from base 1 to 423 and encodes 140 amino acids. Gene Ontology annotation, cellular component: microtubule organizing center. Gene Ontology annotation, molecular function: protein binding. The record is from RefSeq and is a predicted model, not a curated record. Gene Ontology annotation, biological process: microtubule anchoring. NCBI's taxonomy places the organism in Eukaryota, Perkinsozoa, Perkinsida, Perkinsidae. The transcript is spliced from 4 exons.
AUGGUUUCCCAACCAGCGGGUAACUCCUUGAAGGAACUUCGUGAAACUCUCGAGACCGUUUUGGAGUCUCGAGGGACGUUGGGAAAGAUCAGGGCUCAGCUACGGUCGGAGAUCUUCAGUACUCUCAAGGAGGAGGGGCGGGAUAACGUACCAUCACCCCCAAAGGAAAAUGUCAUCAUUAACGAGCUCAUUCGAGAGUAUUUCGAGUUCAACGGCUAUCACCACUCACUCUCCACCUUCACGGCAGAAACGGGUACUCCCGAGGAAAGACCGUUCAGUCGGGAAGUGUUGCAACAGGAGAUUGGUAUUCAAACGACGCUUGAGGAAGAGCCUCUACCGCUCAUCUAUAAGCUGGUUCCCUGCCGAGGGCUUGGAGGUGAUCGUGUCAGCUCGGCCAUGGCUGGUCGACGUGAAGGUGCAUAG